AUGGUCGAACCUAUGAUCCUGGGGGAAGAAACCCAACUUCCCCCCAAAUACCCCAAGUCAUCUUUGAACCGGACUUCAUUCUUCAACGCGUACCUCCUCUUGUCCUCUCUCUGCGCAAUCACCGGUCUCAUCUUCGGUGCAGUCUCGCUCCACAAAGCGAACGAGGUCAGGGCCUUUCAAUCGUCCCAAUUUAUCAUGGACUUGGACCGUACCUUCAACAGCACCAUCUACGCCAUCGCGAACAAUGGCACGGUCAAUCCAUGGUGCGAUCGGGCUCCCAUAGAGCUGAUCACAGGUAAAACUUCUAUCCCAGGUCAAUGUGUUACUGUCACUGCCAGCUAUACGAUGUGGGUGACACGGCUGGCCAAUAAUUGUGUUCCUGUUGCCUACGAGAGCGCAAAUUGCACAGGAACUAUGAGAGACCUUGGUAACCUUAGUACUCCACAAUGUGUGGUAGCAGCUGGUGCAGGUGUGCUGGGUGGGGAUGGUGGUGAUGUGUUCGAGAGUUUCAAAGUGUUUUGCUCUUGA
This is a messenger RNA of Penicillium odoratum, 528 nucleotides long. RefSeq lists its product as uncharacterized. Bases 1 to 528 code for a protein of 175 amino acids. The record is from RefSeq and is a predicted model, not a curated record. The transcript has a single exon. NCBI's taxonomy places the organism in Eukaryota, Fungi, Ascomycota, Eurotiomycetes, Eurotiales, Aspergillaceae.